ACAGUGAAAGUGAAACUUUAUCGACGUUAUGCUCGCUUAUUUCACAGCGCACAGUGCCUGCACUACAAACAAUAAAAUAAUAUUCAUGCGAAACCUACGAUAUACUAUGCAACCGUCAGAGAACACGUUGAUUGAGCUUAGUGUUGGUCGUCUAGCCUAGAACGUGAACGUAUCGCUCAGUUAUAGAAUUUUGUGAUAAACAAUACCCGUGCCGAUUAAUUGCAAAAUGACGUUGGGAAGUGCGUACAGUAAUAAGUUUUUGUCGGACGAGAAAAUAUUUCAGCAAAGCACACCAUUCCAUAGAAAUAUUUCGAGAUUGUAGGACUUAAGUUGAUUAGUAUGGAAAGACCUAAUAGAUCCCUGGCAUUUCAAGAAUUGUCUAAGGGUGAUAAACCACCUGACGUCGAUGAAAUUCCAAAUAAAAAAACACUUAAUAAGAAUGAGGAUAACAUUCAUAAACCAUCAGGAUCUAAUAAUUAUCAAGAAACAACUGUUCAUAACGAUUGGCGAGAGGGUUCUAGUGAGGAGACUUUUGAACGAGUUAUCGAAGAACGCGAUGUUUAUUCGAAAGAAGGCAUUUUAAAAGCAAAAAUAGUCGUGGUAGAAAAAAAAACUGUGCAUAAAAGCAUUAAAGUAAUUGAGGGCCCCGAACAUAAUAAAGUGACUAAACCUGCACUACAUGAAUUGGAAAGUUCAAGAAGCCGGUCUUCAUCUUAUGAUAGUUUGUCAUCUCCAACAAUUCGAAGAAAAGUGUUUACGGGCACCAAAUUACAAUUUGAUAAUCAUAUUGAAGAAAUCAAAAGUAAAUAGCAGUAAAGUUUCCAG
Messenger RNA from Daktulosphaira vitifoliae (grape phylloxera), 825 nucleotides. RefSeq lists its product as uncharacterized. Bases 340 to 810 code for a protein of 156 amino acids. NCBI's taxonomy places the organism in Eukaryota, Metazoa, Arthropoda, Insecta, Hemiptera, Phylloxeridae. The record is from RefSeq and is a predicted model, not a curated record. The transcript is spliced from 4 exons.